Molecule: messenger RNA, 1209 nt
Organism: Helianthus annuus (common sunflower)
Lineage: Eukaryota; Viridiplantae; Streptophyta; Magnoliopsida; Asterales; Asteraceae
Exons: 6
Coding region: 34-1104 (356 amino acids)
Source: RefSeq, a predicted model, not a curated record
AAAACAGUAACACACAUACACAAACAAACAGCCAUGGAAGCUGCAAACAAGUUAGAGAUAUAUGAAGUUGGACCCUGUGAAGAUCCAUACCAGAUUGGUUACUCCAUUGGGAACCAUUUCUCUAAGCUUAUACAAAGCAGACUGUUAACAGACUCCAUUUUCAACAACCAACUUCUUCCUUUUGCUCAAAGCCCACAAGCAUGCUCUCUCCUUCAAUCUCUAUCCGUAAACAACGAAACCAAGUUCCCGGAUUACUGGAAUGAAAUGCGGGGAAUCGCUCAUGGGUCUGGCGUCCCGUUUCUUCAUAUUAUGCUUUUGAACUUUCGGAAAGAGAUACUCCCGUUUGUCCCGAAGAUGGAAAAGGUGGAGGAUGAAGAGACGAUUGAUGAUUGCUCGGAUGUUCUUGUUGUUAGUGACACAAUGGCGGUUGCGGUUCAUAAUGAGGAUGCUAAUGUCGCGCUUGUUGGCCAUACGUAUCUGAUUAAAGCAACACUAUCUAAUGGACAAUCUUACACAGCUUACACCUAUGCGGGCGAGCUCCCGAGCUGUGCAUUUGGUUUCAACAACCAUGGUCUGGCAUUUACACUAAACUCGGUUCCGCCAGCCGAAUCAGAGAUUGUGGCGGGUGGGAUUGGCCGAAACUUCAUUUCUCGCGACCUUCUUGAAGCAACAAGCCUCGACGAUGCAGUUACUAGGAUUCGUUCAUCGCUAGUUUCAGUUGGGCAUAGCUAUAAUCUAAUCGACGUGAACUUACGUAGAAUCCUGAAUGUCGAGACUGCUUCAAGUCAACGACUUUCAGUUCACGAAGUCGAGUCAACGCCUUUCUUUCAUGCCAAUAUGUAUCUUCAUCUUGAAGUUGACCAGGUACAUGAUCAAAACUCCAUAAGCCGACAAAACAGAGCGGAUAUGCUGCCGAAAAAGUCAAAGCAAGACCUUCUUUCACUCCUUGGAGACACAGAUGAUCAUAAGUAUCCUAUCUUUAUGCAAGGUCCGACUCUUUACACGCUAUGUACGGUUGUGAUCGAUUUGGAUGAAAGAACGCUAGCAAUAACCGAAGCUAAUCCAAGAAAAGGCGAAGCUUCUUAUGUUUUCACAAUGGCUUAAGAAUAAUUAUUUCCACAAUUCUUGUAAGGAAUAUUAUGCAUAUUUUUGAUAAUUUAAAAGCCCGUGUAAAACCGAUACAAGAGAUGUACGUAUUGAAACUCGAAA